Cyphellophora attinorum is the source of this 903-nucleotide messenger RNA. Its product is annotated as 60S ribosomal protein L5. The coding region runs from base 1 to 903 and encodes 300 amino acids. The transcript is spliced from 3 exons. The record is from RefSeq and is a predicted model, not a curated record. Gene Ontology annotation, biological process: translation; ribosomal large subunit assembly. Gene Ontology annotation, cellular component: cytosolic large ribosomal subunit; ribosome. Gene Ontology annotation, molecular function: 5S rRNA binding; structural constituent of ribosome. NCBI's taxonomy places the organism in Eukaryota, Fungi, Ascomycota, Eurotiomycetes, Chaetothyriales, Cyphellophoraceae.
AUGCCUUUCACCAAGCUCGUCAAGAACUCGCCCUACUUCUCCCGCUUCCAGACCAAGUACAAGCGCAGACGGUCCGGCAAGACUGACUACUACGCUCGCAAGCGCCUCAUUUCCCAAGCCAAGAACAAGUACAACGCACCCAAGUACCGUCUCGUCGUUCGAUUCACCAACCGCGACAUCAUCUGCCAGCUGGUCACUGCUGAGCUUACCGGCGACAAAGUUGUGUCUGCUGCAUAUGCGCACGAGCUGAAGAGAUAUGGCAUCGAGCACGGUCUCACCAACUGGUCUGCUGGCUACGCAGUCGGUCUGCUGUUGGCUCGUCGCGUCCUGAAGAAGUUCGAACUCGAUGAGGACUUUGCUGGUGUCGAGGAGCCAGAUGGAGAGUUCACCUUGACUGAGGCUGCUGGUGAAGACGAUGAGGCCCGCCGACCAUUCAAGGCCUUCCUCGAUGUCGGUCUGCACCGCACCUCGACCGGUGCCCGCAUCUUCGGUGUCAUGAAGGGUGCUUCUGACGGUGGUCUUUACAUCCCCCACAACGAGAAGCGCUUCCCCGGCUACGACCCCGAAUCCAAGGAGCUCGAUGCCGACACUCUCCGCAAGUACAUCUUCGGUGGUCACGUCGCUGAGUACAUGGAAACCCUGCAGGACGACGACGAGGAGCGCUACAAGACUCAGUUCGCUGGCUACAUUGAAAACGACAUUGAAGCUGAUGGCAUCGAGGACAUCUACACCGAAGCCCACAAGGCUAUUCGGGAAGAUCCCUUCAAGAAGGACGACGAUGAGGGCGAGAAGAAGGACAAGGAGUACUGGAAGGCCGAGGGCAAGAAGUACAAGAAGGCUAAGCUCACCAAGGAGGAGAAGGACAGCCGCAUCAAGGAGAAGAUCUCUGAGCUUGCCUCUUAA